This is a messenger RNA of Rotaria sordida, 273 nucleotides long. The record is from the annotation of a GenBank genome assembly. NCBI's taxonomy places the organism in Eukaryota, Metazoa, Rotifera, Eurotatoria, Philodinida, Philodinidae.
AUGGAAUCUUUUUUUGAAUUUUUCUCUGGUGGUUAUGUUGAUUUAACAUCAGUUAUUGCUAGUGAUUUAGUUGGUGUAAACAGAAUGUCCAAAGCUCUCCGUGUAGUUUAUUUAUUUCAAGGUGUUGCCAUUGCUAUUAAUACACCCAUUGUUGCAAUAAUGCGUGACAGACUUAAGGAUUUUUCUCAACCAUAUCGUUGGCCUUAUUUCAUAUUUGGUAGCUCAAUUAUUUUAAGCGGUGUUAUUUUACUUGCUAUUCUAAUAUUAAAAUGA